This is a messenger RNA of Nelumbo nucifera (sacred lotus), 2997 nucleotides long. RefSeq lists its product as uncharacterized. The record is from RefSeq and is a predicted model, not a curated record. NCBI's taxonomy places the organism in Eukaryota, Viridiplantae, Streptophyta, Magnoliopsida, Proteales, Nelumbonaceae. Gene Ontology annotation, molecular function: RNA binding.
UUUUUGCCCAUAAACGAAACGGGAGUAGCUGAUUUUGAGCCAAGAAUCUCGUAUCUUUCCUCAAAUACGAACUAGGGUUUCAAAUCGACCUUUCGACCUCCGGACCUUAUUUCUUUCUAGACAGGCUUCUGCUAUCUCUGUAGACCUUCUCUCAAUCUCUACUACGCUUAUCGAGCUUCCAAACUCUUGAGGGAUCCGCGUCGAUGCCUCCCCGAACGGUGAAGAAGGGAUCGGCCGCGCCUGGCCCGAAGAGAACACCGAGGGCGACUAAAGCGACGCCGAAGCCCCAAACUCAACCGGAAGUAACAGAAGAGACAGUGAAGAUCGAUGAGGUUUCGGUUUCUGUAGCUGAAACUGAAGAGGUGAAGGUGGAGCCGGUUGUUGAAGAAAAACCGGAGAAGACUGAAGAACCUGAACAUGAAGUUAGACCUGACACGAGCGGAAGUUUUUCUGUUAAAGCUGAAGAUGAUUCCAAGGAGGAUUUUGAUGUAGAUGACAAAGGUGAACGGCUAGAGCUGGAGGAUAAUGAACCGGAAUAUGAACCUGAAGAGGAUGGUGGGGUGGAUUAUGAUGAGAAGGAAAAUGAACACGAGGAUGUUCAGAAAGGAGGAGAUGAUGGUGAAGAGGCUGAGGACGGUGACGUAGAAGAGGAGGAUGAUAUGGUUGAGGAGGAAAUGGAAGAUGUUGCUGAGGAAGUUGAAGGCGAAGAGGAUGGAGAGAAUGGUGAGGAAGAGCGGGAAGAAGUUUUUGAUGAAGAGGAGGAAGAACAUCAUGAAGUUGUUAAAGAAAGGCGUAAGCGUAAGGAAUUUGAAAUUUUUGUUGGGGGUUUGGACAAAGAUGCAACUGAGGAUGAUCUUAGGAAAGUCUUCAGUCAAGUAGGUGAAGUUACCGAAGUCAGGUUGAUGAUAAACCCUCAGACUAAGAAAAACAAGGGAUUUGCAUUCUUGCGUUUUGCAACUGUGAAACAAGCAAAGCGAGCUGUUACAGAGCUCAAGAAUCCAGUGAUCAAUGGUAAACAAUGCGGUGUUUCUCCAAGUCAAGACAGUGAUACACUUUUCUUGGGAAACAUAUGUAAGACAUGGACCAAGGAAGCAUUAAAAGACAAGUUGAAACAUUAUGGCAUUGAGAAUAUUGAGGAUUUGACAUUGGUUGAAGAUAGUAACAACAAGGGAAUGAAUCGUGGAUUUGCUUUUUUGGAGUUCUCAUCUCGUUCAGAUGCCAUGGAUGCUUAUAAGCGUCUCCAGAAGAGGGAUGUUGUUUUUGGAGUUGAUAGGCCCCCAAGGGUUUCUUUUGCAGAUUCUUUCAUUGAUCCAGAUGAUGAGGUCAUGAAACAGGUUAAAACAGUGUUUGUAGAUGGUUUGCCUUCUUCAUGGGAUGAAGAUCGUGUAAAGGAAUAUCUCAAGAAAUUUGGGAACAUUGAAAAGAUUGAGCUUGCUCGUAAUAUGCCAUCAGCCAGGAGAAAAGAUUUUGGCUUUGUAACUUUUGGAACCCAUGAUGCAGCAGUUGCAUGUGCUGAGGGCAUUAACAAUGCAGUGCUGGGUGAGGGGGACAAUAAGGCAAAAGUAAGGGCAAGGUUAUCACGGCCAGAUCGCAAAGGAAAAGGUAAGCAUUCUCUUCGUGGAGAAACUCGCUAUGGGCGAGGCUCUUCACGAGGUGUUAGGGGUCCUUGGGGUCGUCCUGCACCCCGUAGCCUCCCCGGACGUGGUCCAAGAGGAAUUGGGGCACGUGCAGCACCAGCUAGUGCUCGUGGAUUCAAGAGGUCUUCAGGAUUUAGAGACAGCCGUCCUGUUGUGGCUGAUACAGAAAGAGUUAGGGCCUUGUCUCCCCCAGAACGAUCUUAUGCUAGAAGGGCUCCUGUUCCUUCUUACCCAAAAAGCAGUUUAAAGAGGGAUUAUGGUAGGUAUGAUGAGUUUCUUCCAAGAAGCAGAGCUGCUGCAGAGUAUGGUUCUAGGGUUGCUAUGGAGAAGCGGUCAUCCUAUAGGGAUGACUAUCCUUCACAUGGACCUGUUUUUGGUGAUGAUGUGCCUCAAAAUGCUUCACGCAUGGCAUCAAGGAGAACUUCUCUAGAUGAAGGGUAUGCACGAAGGUAUGAAAGGCCUCUUUCAAGUUACCAUGAAGGGCGCACUCGUGAUUAUGAUUUGAUCCCUGGUUCAAAACGUCCAUACUCUGCAUUGGAUGAUGUUCCUCCACGGUAUGCUGACGGUGGUCUUCGCCAGUCAAGAACUCGUGUAGACUAUGGAGUUGAUGGAAAUGCUUCCCAAUAUGGAGAUGCUUAUGGUGACAGGCUUGGGAGAUCUCAGUUAGGAUAUGGCAGUGACAGAAAUUCUUUCUCAGGUCAUGAGUCACAUGGACUGUAUGGUAGCCGCCAGGGUAUGAGUUACAGUAGAGGUUCUUAUAGUACACAUGAUGCUGGUGGAAUGUAUUCAUCAAGUUUUGAUGACGAUUACAUGGCCCGUGGACCUGAUGUUGGCGGUGGUUCAUAUUCUUCAUUAUAUUCGAGCCGUGGGUUGGGUGGCAGUGGAUACCUGGGUGGCAGUGGUUCUGGAUCAUAUUAUUGAGCGUUUUGAUUGGCAACAAUGGAGGAUGGUGGUCACAUGUGAAUUUGUAUCUGACACAGAUUUAACAUGACAAGAGCUUGCUGUAGGCCAUGGGUUAUUUGAAGCCUAUUCAUAAAGAUGCCUCCAGAGUCUUGGGGAGAAAGCACAUAUUUAAAGAGCAUAUGUAGCCUAUCAGUUAUUUUGAGAGGACUGGGAUUUGAGUGUUGAAUUUUACAAUGCAAGAGGUGCAUUUUCAACCAUAGAUGUGGGUUUUAUUCCAGUCAUAUUUCAUACUGUAAGGAUCUUUGAGUGAUUGGGAGUUCAGAAUAAGAAAGCAUACUAUGUGGUAUGUAUGACGUGCAUAUUAUUUCUCUCACUAUAAGAACUCCAUUUGAUGGACAAAGAGGUUGUAUGCUUCAUUAUAAGUUGUCAAUGGGCAAAACAGUUGGCAUACAUGAAA